Entelurus aequoreus (snake pipefish) is the source of this 1851-nucleotide messenger RNA. Its product is annotated as keratin-like protein KRT222. The record is from RefSeq and is a predicted model, not a curated record. The transcript has 5 exons. Lineage: Eukaryota; Metazoa; Chordata; Actinopteri; Syngnathiformes; Syngnathidae. Bases 1 to 798 code for a protein of 265 amino acids.
AUGGCUCCUCUAGCAACCGAGCCACACCUCCCCUACCAGGAGAAAGGCCUGGAAAACUCCCUGCAGCAGAGCCAGCAGCUGUACUCCACCCAGCUGCAGGAACUUUCCCAGGUGAUCACUGGGCUGGAGAGCGAGCUGGAGGAGGUGAGGGGCGGACUGGCCACCCAGCGUCAACGCCACAGCCAGAUGCUCGACACCAAGAUAAGGCUGGAGCGAGAGAUUUCCACUUACAGAAGACUGCUGGAAGGGGAAGAAGGCAGGUACACAGGCCGCACCAGGCAGCCGAUGAGUCUACAGCCCUGGGGCUCAUCUUCGACAGAGUCUAAGGAAAACGGGCUGGAGAUAAGUUUUAGUGACGCCACAAUCACCCCAGAUGAACCAAAGUCAGAGCCACUGCCUGAAACUACUUCGAUUCUACCAGAAUACCACAAAUCAAAGGACGGUUCAACCCUCCAACGGCCACAGAGCCUUGUCAUACUCACAGAGCCGGAGCAAGACAGGGAAUUGGCGAUUUCCACUGUGAAAACUCAGGAGGUUCUCCAAGGUAACGUCGUGCAGGAAAGUGCAGAGGGCCACGGCAUUGUCGAGACGGAAAACAUCGACAGGGUCAUCAAGCAGUGGGAGAGUUCUUUCUUCAGGGGGAAUCCCAACCUCCGGAGGAAGUCCGUGUCCCUGCGCUUCGACCUGCACAUGGCAGCGGCAGACUUGGGCUGUGCUCAGACCAAACAAGACAGCCUCCCCGACGUCGAAGUGCGUCUCAUCAUGAAAAGAUCCCGCAGCGCCGCAACCACACCCUAACUGCGGAUUGGUACGGCGCCGGACGACCGCAUCUCCUGCCUUGUCUGAUGUUUCCAUAGGCCGGAUUCCGAAAUCGCGACAUCAAUUGACGCUGAAAAUGAAGGUUGGAUGUGAUUUCUUUCCACAGAACUUCACUCACGUUGGAAUAGCAUGAGCCAUACCUUUUUUUUUUUUUUUGGGCUAAUAUUUACAGCUUCAUACACCUCAGUGACUUCUAGCAAGCUUCUGGUUGAAUUUUUGACCACUCCUCUUAACAAAAUUGGUGCAGUUCAGCUAAAUUUGUGGGUUUUCUGACAUGGACUUGUUUCUUCAGCAUUGUCCGCACGUUUAAGUCAGGACUUUGGGAAGGCCGUUCUAAAACCUUAAAUCUAGCCUGAUUUAGCCAUUCCUUUACCACUUUUGACGUGUGUUUGGGGUCAUUGUCCCAACUGCGCCCAAGACCCAACCUCCGGGCUGAUGAUUUUAGCUUGUCCUGAAGAAUUUGGACAAUUUACUCUCAGUAAAGCACCAGUUCCAGUGGCAGCAAAACAGGCCCAGAGCAUAAUACUACCACCACCAUGCCUGACGGUAGGUGUGGUGUUCCUGGGUUUAAAGGCUUAAUUGGGAUGAAUAUUUACGGCUGAAUACACCUCAGUGACGGUGCUCCAAAAAGAGACAUUUGAAUGCAUUUCAACUCACAAUUCUGGAUUAGAAAAGAUGACAGAAUCUGUAAGCAAGGAGUGCAGAAACGAGCAAGAAAAACACCAUCCAGCGAAAAUUAUUUGCCGGGGCGUGGGCGGGACUGAGCAAAUGUUUGCCUAUCAGCAUCGGCCAAUGUACAGUAAUAAUCAUCUCUGUACCAUGACUUCACCCUCUGCACAAUCAAUAGUUAGACAAAUCCUAUACAAUGUAGGAUCAUUUAUACAUUGGCAAACAAACAUCCUGCACUACCCCUGAUGUGCAUUGUCUCACUGCCUCUUACAGCCAGCAGGUGGCGCUAUUCUGUUAUUUUAUUUUCAAUCAAAACGGUAUAAUAAGCUACAUUAAAGUUAAAAUCCCAACGAUAGUAACACA